AUGUUUCAUGAUUCGGUUGAUAAUGCCCUUGCUCUGCGUGGUGAGUAUUCGGGUGAUCAAUCACCUCAAAAUCUGAUUUCCCGUUGCCCAGUUUUACAAGAAUUGUGUUUGGAAACUCAAUGGAUUGGGGAUGAUUUCAACUCAAUUCCUCUUGACAAAAUUAAGAUCUCUUCGCCGUGUUUGAAGACACUAAGGAUUCAGCAUUGCAGCUUUGAAGGUGAGGUUUUGAUUGACGCUCCUAAAUUGGAAUACUUGUACAUAGAGGACGAUGAAAUUCGUACAAAGUACUCUCUGACGAAUCCAUGGUCUCUUGUUGAAGUUCAUAUCAACAAAUUUUGUGAUACGGUUGUUGAACUGCUGACAUGCGUCUCGGUUGCCAAAAGGCUGAUGCUAGCUUCCCAGUCUUUAUGGGCUAUUCGUCAUUUUCAUCACGACAACGUUCCCACCAUGUUCCCGAACUUGGUCAAACUUGACGUCGAUAUCCAUUGGAGCUGGGAGUCGUGGAGUGUGCUGUUUAAUGUCUUACACAAAAUGCCACUUCUUGAGCAAUUUACCAUUUCAUAUCUGCAUUUACCUGGAGAUAUAGAUCACACAAGCGGGAUCCUGCCAUUAGAGACACCAAAUUGUCUACGUUUUAAGAUGAAGGAAAUCACUAUACUUAAUGAAGGAGUUGUAACACGGAGACAGGUCAUCUUAAUAGGUUAUUUGCUCAGACACUCGACUGUUUUGGAAAGGGUCACACUAAAUGCUAAUAAUAUUGAGCCGGAGCUGCGUAAGGAGUUACUGAACUUCCAGUGUGGUUCCCAUAUGUGCCGGAUUGAAUUACUUUGA
Erigeron canadensis is the source of this 831-nucleotide messenger RNA. RefSeq names its product FBD-associated F-box protein At5g18780-like. The record is from RefSeq and is a predicted model, not a curated record. NCBI's taxonomy places the organism in Eukaryota, Viridiplantae, Streptophyta, Magnoliopsida, Asterales, Asteraceae. Bases 1 to 831 code for a protein of 276 amino acids. The transcript has 4 exons.